AUGAGCAUUAGGCCGAAAGGGGAGGAAAAUGGACAAGGCCGCGAUGCAGACCAGAGGCAGAAGCUGAUCCAAGAUACUGAGGCGUCUCUUUCGGCGUGGUCAGAUGGCGAAGCCGUUGUUGCGUACGGAGUACGGCUGGGUCUUCGUAUUUUGAUGGGCUCCCGUGGAGAUCGGUAUCUUAUCGGAGCUAUCUGCCAGGGCGCGAGGCUGAUGCCGUCACAUUGCAGGCCAUUUCCAGGCUAUUACAGCGAGUACCAUGAGCCACAGGGAGCCACAGGUGGCCUGGUGUGCUGGUGCGGCGUGAUUGGCCAGCCUUGCGAAGAGGAGUGGAGCGAGGCCUAUAUUUUCCGCUGGCAAUCACCAAGUAGUCUCAACAGUACUGGAAGCUACCGGCCAAAGGAACAAAAAGGGGCAAAGACACCGCAUCAACGACCCGACUCUAGCGACUGGCGCCGCGUUCCCCGGCAACCGAAUAUCAAGAAGAGCAGGAAGCCAGGCAGAGCGAGGAUCUGCCGAGACCGUGCUGAUCUUCCCACCCGACCGGAUCGCAAAGAAAGGCAUCCGAUCCUUUGUAGCCACGUCACCGAUUCCGACAGCUACCAGCUACUCCAUACCGAUUCCGAGCCGGACACGACCGCCAUGAUCCACUCGACGCAGAUCGCCCGGCUCGACGGGCUCAUGCUCUGCGCGUCGGUCGACGACGAUGCCACGGAGUCGUCGCUUACCGAGGUCAAGUCGCAGGUCAAGCUGAUCCUGCGGCGGCUCAACCGCAACGCGGAGCCGCAGGCGUCGAUCGAGGCGGCGGCCAACCUCGUGAUCCACUACCUGAUCCAGGACGAGGUGGUGUACUUUUGCAUCUGCGACCGGGCGUAUCCGCGCAAGCUCGCGUUCACGUACCUGGCCGACAUCGCGGCCGAGUUCGCGACAACAUACCCGGCCGCUCAGCGCAUCAGCCCAACACUGCGGCCGUACGCCUUUAUGGAGUUUGACACGUUCAUCGGCCGCACCAAGCAGACGUACAGCGACGCGCGCGCGUCGCAGAACCUUGACAAGCUCAACGACGAGCUGCGCGACGUCACCCAGGUCAUGACCAAGAACAUCGAGGACCUGCUGUACCGCGGCGACAGCCUCGAGCGCAUGGGCGAGCUCAGCAGCCGUCUGCGCGACGAUAGCAAAAAGUACCGCCGCGCGGCCGUCAAGAUCAACUGGGACCUCCUGCUCAAGCAGUACGGCCCCUUUGCCGGCCUUUUCUUCUUCAUCCUCUUCUUCCUCUGGUGGCGCUUCUUCUGA
Messenger RNA from Grosmannia clavigera kw1407, 1290 nucleotides. Its product is annotated as protein transport protein sec22. Gene Ontology annotation, molecular function: SNAP receptor activity. Gene Ontology annotation, cellular component: endoplasmic reticulum membrane; endoplasmic reticulum-Golgi intermediate compartment; ER to Golgi transport vesicle membrane. The transcript is spliced from 2 exons. Gene Ontology annotation, biological process: endoplasmic reticulum to Golgi vesicle-mediated transport; vesicle fusion with Golgi apparatus; retrograde vesicle-mediated transport, Golgi to endoplasmic reticulum. Lineage: Eukaryota; Fungi; Ascomycota; Sordariomycetes; Ophiostomatales; Ophiostomataceae. The record is from RefSeq and is a predicted model, not a curated record. Bases 1 to 1290 code for a protein of 429 amino acids.